GCUGUAUUUGAACCAGUGAAAUGUUAUUUCGACUUUCGCCCUCAUGACGCCCCUCUCUCUUGGUCAGUACAGCGCUUCCUAUAGAAAAAUUUAGAAAUAGUGAUAUAGACUUUCCAUGAUUGUACUGUAGAGAGUUCUGAGAGCUUCCUUUUCCGGCCAAGGUGUUGAAUGUUGUGGGAGUCGUGGAUCAUCUGUAGUGUGAUAAAAUAAAUCG
Gryllus bimaculatus (two-spotted cricket) is the source of this 214-nucleotide messenger RNA. The record is from the annotation of a GenBank genome assembly. Lineage: Eukaryota; Metazoa; Arthropoda; Insecta; Orthoptera; Gryllidae.